Messenger RNA from Penicillium macrosclerotiorum, 2313 nucleotides. RefSeq names its product 1-phosphatidylinositol 4-kinase LSB6. Gene Ontology annotation, cellular component: endosome; fungal-type vacuole membrane; lysosomal membrane. Gene Ontology annotation, molecular function: 1-phosphatidylinositol 4-kinase activity. The transcript is spliced from 2 exons. Lineage: Eukaryota; Fungi; Ascomycota; Eurotiomycetes; Eurotiales; Aspergillaceae. The record is from RefSeq and is a predicted model, not a curated record. Gene Ontology annotation, biological process: phosphatidylinositol phosphate biosynthetic process; Golgi organization; endosome organization. The coding region runs from base 1 to 2313 and encodes 770 amino acids.
AUGCCGAAAAACCGCCCUGCCACGUCGGGUUACGCCCGUCUCGCCCAAGAGGAGGAGGAACGCGGCUACCUUCACGACGACUCGGAAGAUGAGGAUCUCGCGGUCUCAUCGACGGUCUCAACCUCCGCCCCCCGUUAUGCUCCCAUUUCCUCCCGAGCCCAGAUGCAGGCAUCCGGUCUCGCUUCGCCACCUGGCCAUCGCCGCAGACACAGUGGAUUUCAACGGCGAGGCCGUCGGAACUCCGGGGUUGACAUAAAAGCGAUCAACGCGCGUCUAGAACGGUGGGCGGAAGAGAUUGCGUCCAAAUUUAAGAUUCAUCGUGUCAAGGGCAAGACCUACGAGGAGGAGAAGCUGGAGAUCUAUCACUCCGUCUUCCAGGCACCUCCAGGCGUCCUACCAAUCUCAGCAGAAGCUUUGGAAUCUGAUGAGUUCGAAGGCCAGCAGCGAAAAGCGCGAGCCGAAUAUGAAGAGAUCAUUGAAAGUGUCCGUUUGGCAAUUGAGCUCGACGUGCACCCACGAAUGAUUUCCCAGGGAAGCUCAGGCAGUUACUUUGCCCGCAAUCCCGAGGGGAAAGUAGUGGGUGUUUUUAAGCCCAAGGAUGAGGAACCCUACGCGUCGCGGAAUCCCAAAUGGACCAAGUGGAUUCACCGGAACCUUUUCCCUUGCUUCUUCGGGCGAGCCUGUCUCAUUCCCAAUCUGUCAUAUGUUUCUGAAGCAGCCGCAUACGUACUCGAUGCCCGCCUACGCACAAAUCUCGUCCCCUAUACCGAUAUUGCCUAUCUAUCCUCCAGAUCAUUUUUCUACGACUUCUGGGAUCGACGCAAGGCGUGGAAGGGAAAGAAAUCCCUUCCUCCCAAGGCAGGAAGCUUCCAGGUCUUUCUCAAGGGAUAUAAGGAUGCAAAUAUCUUCCUCCGCGAUCACCCAUGGCCAGAUCAGAACAAUUCGGGAUUCCGUGCUUCAGAUGCACCCAAGCGCAAGAAGCGCCCAUGGAACGAAGCUUGCCGUCCAUCUGGAAUGCAGUCUGACGACGAGGAUGAUGAUGAAAAUGGACACAUGCCAUCACCUAACUCGCGCGGCGAAAGUGCUGAGCGACGAUUCAACUGGACUGAAAACUUGAAACAAUCCUUCCGUGAGGAGCUGGAAAAAUUGGUGAUCCUUGACUAUAUAAUGCGAAACACGGAUCGUGGCCUCGACAAUUGGAUGGUGAAGAUUGACUGGGGCACGGAACAAGUGUCUAUUGUCGCGGAACCGCCAAAAAACAGCGACCCCAAGCCACAACAUGAUGAAGACGACCUCAUGCCUCCUCCUCGUCCAGUCUCAGUCAACUCCAACGGCACCCGCUCCCCACGCUCUCCUCAUCCCUACAGGCGUCAAGAGACUAUGAUGGCCGUGAGUCGUACAGGAACACCCUUAGCUUCAUCCGAGCAACAGGCCUCUAUCCAGGUCGGUGCCAUUGAUAACAGCCUCUCGUGGCCCUGGAAGCAUCCCGACGCUUGGCGGAGUUUCCCCUUUGGAUGGCUUUUCUUGCCGGUUUCAUUGAUCGGGCAGCCUUUCUCCCAAAAGACUCGUGACCAUUUCCUCCCCUUGUUGACUUCUACAGCCUGGUGGAGUGGAACCCAGAUGGCCCUCCGCCAGGUGUUUGCACAAGAUGACGAUUUCAAAGAAAGCAUGUUCGCCCGUCAGAUUGCUGUAAUGAAGGGCCAAGCCUGGAAUGUGGUUGAGACUUUGAAGCAACCAGAUCAUGGCCCCCUCGAACUGACUCGGCGGACCCGAGUUUGUGUUUGGGAUGACUUGGUCGAUGUGCCCGUUGCUAUCCCGAUGCGAGCUCCUUCAAUGGACACGCAAAGACGCCAAGCCAUGAAUUACGAAAAUGAUGAAGAAGAAGAAAUGGAUAUCGGCGCAGGCAUAUCUCCUAGUCAGCAUAACGAGCGUGACCUUCUGGGACUCGAAUCCUCUUCAAAUGACCUCCCUAAUCCGAAUCGAUUUGAACUCAAUCGUGGUCGUCCAGGGGCAGAUCUGAUUGACAUCCCUGCGACUUUGGAUGGUGGCGAUUUUGUUCGUCAAGAUGCAGAUGGUGCUUAUGCUCGGUCCCUGGAUGGAUGGCCUUCGCAGCCCUCGCGACCCAAUAAACACCGCAAGCAUGGAGGGUCUCUGUCCUUCCGUGUGCCCCAUGUCAACACAUUUGGCAGUGAUGAUCUCGAGGGUGACCUCGGCUAUGCUGCCGCCGAGGGCAUGGAAGGCAAUCAGCGCAAAGUCAUCGUUGAGCGCUUAGAGGCGGUCAAGAGCAAGAACCCCGUCUUUACUUGGUGUUGA